Messenger RNA from Tribolium madens (black flour beetle), 1188 nucleotides. RefSeq names its product 2-acylglycerol O-acyltransferase 1-like. The record is from RefSeq and is a predicted model, not a curated record. Gene Ontology annotation, cellular component: endoplasmic reticulum membrane. The coding region runs from base 146 to 1096 and encodes 316 amino acids. Gene Ontology annotation, molecular function: diacylglycerol O-acyltransferase activity. The transcript is spliced from 3 exons. NCBI's taxonomy places the organism in Eukaryota, Metazoa, Arthropoda, Insecta, Coleoptera, Tenebrionidae. Gene Ontology annotation, biological process: triglyceride biosynthetic process.
CCUCGAAGCGGUAUAUUCAGUUUUGUUGUUUACACACUACUGAGGUGUUCUUCAGGUCACUGUCCCUGUAAGAUAUGUGCACAGUAACCAUAACCUGCUGAGUAGUUGCUUAAGAACAUUCGUAUUUUAUAUAGAAAUAUCGACCAUGACUCAACUCUUCGAAUUAAUCGCCGCCACAUUAUGGUUCUGGACCUUUUCAAUCGGCUUCUUAGUCUCAAUUAUCACUUCCAUUUUAAUUCUAUUCUGUCCACCCCUGCGAUGGGUGCUCGUUCUGUACCUUCUCUGGAUUUGGUACGACCGCAAGACCAGCGAACGUGGCGGCAGACCCAUCUCAUGGGUCCGAACCUUUCUUUGGUGGCGCCUCAUGAAGAACUACUUCAGCCACAAACUAAUAUCAAACGAAGAUGACGAAUUCGACCCUAAGAAAAAUUACUUAUUCGCAUGUUACCCCCAUGGCAUGCUCCCAGUGGGCACGUUUGCCUCUUUCGUGGAUGGGUGCAGGAGUAUUUUUCCCAAACACGAAGCCUACACUACGGUACUAAACAUUCAGUUUUGGAUGCCGGUGAUAAGGGAACUCUUCUUAUCAAUCGGGGCUGUUUCGGUAUCAGGACCCUCAAUCAAAUAUUUACUAAGUAAUGAAAAGGGGGGCAAUAUUGUAUCAAUUCUAAUCGGGGGUGCAGACGAAUCUAAAUACAGCAAACCGGGAAAGUACAAAAUCAUUUUAAAUAAAAGAAAAGGUUUCGUUAAGAUGGCACUCCAAACAGGGGCGCCUUUAGUCCCCGUGUUUUCGUUCGGAGAAACGGAUGUUUUUGAUCAAGUGGACUUCCCCGGAUUUGGAUGUAUAAGAGACUUGGUUAAAAAUACAUUGCAGAUUGGUUUAGUUAUUCCGAAAGGGAAGUAUUUCAUUUGUCCACAACGAGUCCCUGUUGUGACAGUUGUUGGGUCCCCGAUUAAUGUCACAAAAACCCCAAAUCCCACCAAUGAACAAAUCGAUGAGCUGCACCGACAAUUUGUUGAUAGUAUUAAUAGACUUUUCGACCAGUAUAAAUACAGAUACGCCAAAAAUCCGGAAGACACUGUUUUGGAAAUUGUUUAAAUUUGAAUAAAGGGGGUUUAGGGGAGGAUUUUCUGUGGCUUAAAAAGAUUUUGUUAAUUUAUUUUGUAUUAAAAAUGUGAUGGUGUAUCGUU